Messenger RNA from Stylophora pistillata, 704 nucleotides. RefSeq lists its product as uncharacterized. Gene Ontology annotation, molecular function: calcium ion binding; heparin binding. Lineage: Eukaryota; Metazoa; Cnidaria; Anthozoa; Scleractinia; Pocilloporidae. The record is from RefSeq and is a predicted model, not a curated record.
UGUUAACAAGAUGGGCGGAUACACUUGUAAGUGUGCUGUGGGGUAUGAGGCAGACAAGGGAAGUAACGUUACCGGCAUAGACAUCAAGUGCAAAGAUGUAGACGAAUGCUCAAGGAAUCUCGAUGCCUGUCACGCGAAGGCCACAUGCUCUAACACCAUAGGCUCAUACAGGUGCACGUGUAUGCAAGGACUUCGUGGAGACGGCCGCUUGAAUUGCCAAAAGAUGCAACCGUGCUCAGUUGACAAACUGUGCAUGGAAAAUGAAGUUUGCAAAGACUUUGGAGGUUUGCACUUGUGCGAUUGUAAACAAGGUUAUCAUAUUAAAGACAAAAGUUGUGUUGAGACGAAUGAGUGCAAUGAGGACAAGAGUAUCUGCGGUUCAAACUCCGUUUGUACGAACACUCGGAGAUCUUAUUACUGCAGUUGUGAAGUAGGCUUCGAGAACAAAAUGGACGAUGGAAAGAACUGCUAUGAUAGAGAUGAAUGCCAGAAAAAGAACUCCUGUGGAGACGUAGCGGCCUGUGAAAAUACGGAAGGAUCGUACCACUGCACCUGCCCUGAAGGCUUCACUUUUGAUAAAAAAAAAACCAGCAGUGUGUAGAUGUUGACGAAUGCACUGAUGUUUACACGUGUGGUGCUCAUAUGGCUUGUGAGAACUCGUUUGGAUCUUAUUCCUGCACUUGUCGCCAAGGAUACCGUCUGGA